GUGGAGCUGUGGAAAAAAUACAUUGCUUGGGAGAAGAGCAAUCCCCUCAGGACAGAUGACCACGCCCUCAUCACAAAACGAGUGAUGUUUGCGUACGAACAGUGCCUGCUGUGCCUGGGCCACCACCCGGACGUGUGGUACGAGGCGGCCCUGUUCCUCGAGCAGUCCAGCAAGCUGCUCACCGACAAGGGAGACCUGAACGCCGGCAAGCUGUUCUCGGACGAGGCGGCCGCCAUCUACGAGCGCGCAACCACCACGCUGCUGCGCAAGAACACCCUCCUCUACUUUGCCUAUGCCGACUUUGAAGAGAGCCGAAUGAAGCACGACAAGGUUCAUCAAGUGUACAACAAGUUCAUCGAAAUCCCGGACAUUGACCCAACGCUGGCAUACAUCCAGUACAUGAAGUUUGCGAGGAGGGCUGAGGGCAUCAAGACGGCACGAAUUGUGUUCAAGAAGGCACGGGAGGACGCUCGCAGCGGCCACCAGGUGUACGUGGCCGCUGCACUCAUGGAGUACUACUGCAGCAAGGAGAAGACCGUGGCCUUCAAGAUCUUUGAACUGGGCCUCAAGAAGUACGGUGACAACUCAGACUACAUCAUGGCCUACGUAGACUACCUCUCACAUCUGAAUGAGGACAAUAACACCAGGGUGCUGUUCGAAAGGGUGCUCACGUCGGGAUCGCUGCCACCGGAAAAGUCGGUAGAGAUUUGGAAUCGGUUCCUGGAAUUUGAGUCCAACAUCGGUGACCUCUCGAGCAUUCUCAAGGUUGAGAAGCGAAGAGCUGCUGCCAUUGAAAAGCUCAAGGAGUUUGAGGGCAAGGAGACAGCGCUGCUGGUGGACCGGUACCGGUUUAUGGACCUCUACCCCUGCAGUCCUCAGGAACUGAAGUCUCUGGGAUACAGGGACGUGACGCGGCUGCCCGUGGUGGUGUCAUCUGCGCCAGCGUCAAAGCGUGAGGUGCGUGAGGAGAGUGUGGCGGAUCAGCAGAACCUCGUGUACCCCCGCCCUGACACGGGACAGAUGAUCCCCUUCAAGCCCAAGCAGAUCUGCCGUGCUCCUUGGAGCGACUCUGACCAUGGUCCAGUGCCGAGCGCACAAAGCAGCCUCGGGAGAAGCGCCGCGCCGCAAAAUAAAAAGAGGAGACGAAAGAGGAAGCGGGAUCAUCAAGGAUCUCGACUCAUGGAAGGACAAAGGGAAGCAACUGGUGCGCACAUUGUUCCCGGCGGCGUGUUCCCACCUCCACCGGCAGCGUCUGAACUGAUGAUGAGGCUGCCACCACCUCAUUGUUUCAUGGGUCCCUUUGCAGCAGUUGACGAGUUGAUGGAGGUCUUCAGGACCAUGAACCUACCUGAGAAAC
Messenger RNA from Rhipicephalus sanguineus (brown dog tick), 1357 nucleotides. Its product is annotated as cleavage stimulation factor subunit 3. Gene Ontology annotation, molecular function: mRNA binding; protein binding. The record is from RefSeq and is a predicted model, not a curated record. Gene Ontology annotation, biological process: mRNA 3'-end processing. NCBI's taxonomy places the organism in Eukaryota, Metazoa, Arthropoda, Arachnida, Ixodida, Ixodidae. Gene Ontology annotation, cellular component: nucleus.